Molecule: messenger RNA, 1560 nt
Organism: Anisakis simplex (herring worm)
Lineage: Eukaryota; Metazoa; Nematoda; Chromadorea; Rhabditida; Anisakidae
Source: the annotation of a GenBank genome assembly
AUGCAUUAUCUGGAGAGAAAUGUGAAUGCUCGAUUCCGAUGUUUGCUUGACAACACAUGCGGAUUUUUGAGGAUCGAUAUCCGCGGUAAGCUGAUGUCGCUUCAUGGUUUACCGCAAUCGUAUGUAAUCGGACGUUCCGAUACAAACUCCUCAGGCAAUACAGUGCUGGGUCUUGUGGCUAUUUGCAGCCCAUUUGUGCCACCGAAUGUCAUUGAUCAACCAAGUGAGGAUCCUAUACUCAAAACCAAGCAUUCGUUAGAUUUUACGCUCAUUUCUAUGGAUAAUCGUGUCAGGUCGAUGCUUGAACUCGACGAUAAGCAUCUACCGAUGAGUUUCUACAGUCUUGUGCAUGUUGGUGACGCACUCUGCUUAGCUGAAGCUCAUAAAGAAGUGGUAAAGAACAGUGCGAGUGGUCUUUUGAUCUAUCGUCUUAUCAGUGUACGCUCGAAACGAAUCUACUGGAUUCAGAGUAGUUGUCGUAUGUUCUACAAAAACGGUAAACCGGAAUCCAUUGGUCUUACACAUCGACUUCUGACCGAGGUGGAAGGUACAAUGCUACUCGAGAAACGCGCAUCACUGAAGGCUAAAUUGCUCUCAUUCGACGAUUCCCUUCUGCAAUCACCACGGAAUCUGCAGUCUACAGCCGCAUUGCCUUCUUCUUCAUCUACAGUAGCUGUAGCAGCUCUCCCGGUAAUGCCGCAACCAAAUACGCUCACCGGUCUAGCCAUGAAACUGGCCAAUAGCGACACAUCAUCUACAGUAUCCUCAGCGUCCAGUGCAAUUCCAGCUUAUAUAGCGCAAAAUCCAUCAUCAAGUGAUUCGGCACCACCCGUUUUAAUGCGUCCCUCGGCGCUGCCCACCGCCCGGAAUACGGCGGUCGCUACACGUGCUACAACCUCGUCGAAUCGGGGUCGUAAAAAGAAACAACGUCAUGCAGCAGCAGUAGCAGCAGAUCAACACCCCUCUCAACACCAUCAACCCUCGACACCAGCAACGGUGCAUCGUCCCACACUCCCUUUCAGUGCUCAGCAACUGCCAUUCGGUAUUUUAACACACGAGCAACAAGCAGAAUCAAUCCUAACAGAUGCCAGUCAUCAGCCCAACUUAUUAGAUUAUUACCAGCAACAGCAACAACAUCAUCACCAGCAAGCUCAACAGCAGAUCAUUUCAUCAGAUGAGCAUCAACAGCAUCUGAUCGCUGCUGCGGCUGCGUAUGUUGGUGCCAAUAAUAUGACCUCAGGCUCAGCACCUCACUCCAUUGAUCCUCAACUCACAGCGCUCACUUCUCACGCUAAUCCCCCCACCAGUACAUCGGCCAUUCACGGCUUAUUGCAUCUACCUCAGGAUUUUACGACCAAUUUCCCGGCAUUAUCUGCAUAUCUGUCUCCUGAUGGCAUGAACGCGGCUGCGGUGCCUUCGGAUGCAACGAAUCCCUCGUAUUGGUCACCGAAUAAGCCACCGACCUAUUGGCCGACACCAUCUGAUUUGUAUUAUCAGAACUAUCCGGGCGCUGCUGCUGCUGCUAACAGUGAGUUAAUACAUAGCGUUCGAUGUGACUGA